This is a messenger RNA of Hibiscus syriacus, 693 nucleotides long. RefSeq lists its product as uncharacterized. The record is from RefSeq and is a predicted model, not a curated record. The coding region runs from base 105 to 662 and encodes 185 amino acids. Lineage: Eukaryota; Viridiplantae; Streptophyta; Magnoliopsida; Malvales; Malvaceae. The transcript has a single exon. Gene Ontology annotation, biological process: defense response.
ACACUUUAGCUGACCCGACUUGGUUUCCCCGUUAACUUUUCUUCUCUUUUUCUUCUCUCAAACUCGCUCUCUCUGCAUUUGAAGUGAGAGAACCGAAAACAGCCAUGGAUUGGACCUCUCUGCAACUCAAACUCAUCUCCUGCAGAGAUCUCAAGGCCUUCAACUUCUUCCAGAAACUCUCUGCCUACUCCGUCGUUUCCAUGGUGAUCAUCAACGAACAACAAUCAAAGAAGAAAGAAGAACACCAAAAGAAGCAUCUCCAGCGUCAGAAGACAUCAAUCGACAGAGGAGGCAAAAACCCAGAGUGGAACCACUUGUUCCAGUUCGACCUCCGAAACUUGCCCCCGGACGAAAUCCAUCAUCUCUUUCUCAAGUUCGAUUUGCGCGCCGAUGGUUUGGUUGAUCGAACAAUCGGCGGAGUACGCGUUCCAUUGAAGGGUUUGAUCGACGAGUUUAGUGGGGUUGUGAGAUUUUUCACUUACCAGGUUCGCAACAGGGAUGGGAAGCCCAAUGGAGUGCUUAAUUUUUCGUACAAGUUAGAAGGGAAGAUCAAAACGAGUGGAAAUCAUGAGUAUUCUCCCCGAUUUAUCGAAUCAUCGUCGCCUGGAAAAAACCAUUGUUCCGAGAAAGUUGUGUACCCCAAGGGUGGAGGCCGACACUGACGAAGCCACAGCGUACUGAGGAUGCGCUAAU